Messenger RNA from Harpegnathos saltator (Jerdon's jumping ant), 1635 nucleotides. It is a transcript of the gene FucTB, whose product is annotated as alpha-(1,3)-fucosyltransferase 10. The transcript has 7 exons. Gene Ontology annotation, molecular function: alpha-(1->3)-fucosyltransferase activity. Lineage: Eukaryota; Metazoa; Arthropoda; Insecta; Hymenoptera; Formicidae. The coding region runs from base 150 to 1472 and encodes 440 amino acids. The record is from RefSeq and is a predicted model, not a curated record. Gene Ontology annotation, cellular component: membrane.
AGAGAGAGAGAGAGAGAAAAAAAUGUCAACAGAAUUUGACGUUUUGUUUGCUUUUCAUUUCUAGGUUAUAUAUAAGAUUGUCUAUCAAAAAUAGUGAUAACAUACUCAAAGAUGGAUGAUGCAUUUGUUGAUAUAUAUCGGCGAUUAUAAUGGCGCGGAAAAUACGUAUUAUGUUUGCAGCAGUGACAACGCUGGGUAUAUCUGUCAUGAUAUUUCAGCUAUAUUUGAUGCUAUACAAUCGCACAGGAUUGUCUGUCUCGGAUGACGGUAUACCUAUCGUGUUGUGGUGGACACCGUUUGGUACUAAUAAUCAAGUAAAAGCCUGCGGACAAGCUGUAUGUUAUUUUACGCAUGAUAGGGCAUUUCAGAACAACACGCAAUUGAAAAGUAUUCUCUUUUAUGGGAGUAAUUUUCGCGUCCGUGAUUUACCCAGUUGGAGAGACAAUGCCACAUCAUGGGGCUUGCUUCAUGAGGAAUCUCCCAGGAAUAAUCCUAUACUUGUUCAUGAAGAAGCACUUAAUCUUUUCAAUUACUCUUCGACUUUUAGCAGAUUCAGUAACAUACCGCUCACACUUCUCGACUUACCCAGUUUAGACGAAUUAAUAGGUAAAAUGUGGGAAUCGUAUUUUGUUCGUAUCAAAGAGAAGACUGCUCUGAUGCGUAAGCAAAAUUUGGCGCCAGUAUUAUAUAUUCAGUCCGAUUGCGAUACAGCUAGUGACAGAGACCGCUAUGUAUUAGAAUUAAUGAAAUAUAUUCGCAUCGAUUCCUAUGGUGCGUGUCUAAAUAAUGCUCAGCUUGAACACGGGUUGAAGGACAAUUACCUCGAUAUAUUGAAUAACCGUGAAUUUUUAUCGUUCGUUGCCAAGUACAAGUUUACCAUAGCCUUUGAAAAUGCGAUCUGUAAUGAUUACAUCACGGAAAAACUAUGGAGACCCCUUAUUGUUGGUUCUGUACCUGUAUAUUAUGGAUCGCCAUCUUUUAAGGAUUGGCUCCCAAAUAACAAAUCUGCCGUUUCAAUAUUAGACUUUGCCAAGCCAGCACAGCUCGGCCAUUUUUUACACAAACUUGUGGAAAACGAUACUGCGUACGAAGAAUACUUAUCCCACAAAUUGAGCGAGCACAAAUAUCGCGUGACGAACGAUAGAUUGCUGCACUCUCUUAAGAGAAGACCAACGGGCACUUGUAGUAAAUUUGGAAAUUACGUAGAAGCAUUCGAAUGUUUCGUCUGCGAACAAAUACAGAAAAAUCGUAAGCUACGGGAGGAUAAAGUAACGCAACGGCAAUAUGAUUGUCCUCUGCCAAGAGAUCCAAUAACAGGCGGAAUUGGUAAACAUAAUUGGUGGAUUGAUCAGUGGAAUAUUGAAAAAUGUGGAGCGAAGUUGUUGGCACAUUACGUAACGAACAACAUUAGCUUCAACAUAAAUCGAUUUGACGAGCAAAAGAUGCAUAUGUACGACAACAAGGAAUGUUGAGGCUCACAAAAGAAUUGUAGAAUUUCGGGAUAUAGCCUCCAAUUGUAUUUUAAUCAUUUGAUUUGUCUGACAAUUUUACGAGCGAUGUUGGAUGCAUCGAUGUAAAUUGAGAGUUUCUCUCUCUCUCUCUCUCUCUCUCUCUCUCUCUCUCUCUCUCUCUCUC